AUGGGUGAUAAAGGCCGAGACAUGGUGAUGUCGAUGAUUGAGACUGAGAUAUGGAAGAUGUCAGGAUAUGAGAUUGAGACAUGGAUGAUGUCAGAAUCCGAUGCUCGGUGUGCCACCCAGUCCACAGGAACAAUCUUAUCAAAGCUUCUGAUUUUUUUUGGUUCAGAUGAAUUGAACAGAUAUUACCAGUCUAGUUCGGAUUUAAAGAAGGGCAAAAGCUUUCCAAGUCCUUCAGUCUCCCCUGUUCCAAUGGACCCUGAGGCACCUCUCGCCAGCCCAGGAAAGCAGAGGGCCUACGUGACGUUCCUCGCUGGCGACGGAGACUACGUGCUGGGCGUGGUGGGGCUGGCGAAGGGCCUGAGGAAGGUGAGGAGCGCCCACUCGCUGGUGGUGGCCAUGCUGCCCGACGUGCCGGAGCCACACCGCCAGUUGCUCCGAGCGCAGGGUUGCGUCCUCCGUGAGAUCGAGCCCGUGUACCCCCCGGAGAACCAGGUGCAGUUCGCCAUGGCCUACUACGUCAUCAACUACUCCAAGCUGCGCAUCUGGAACUUUGUGGAGUACAGCAAGAUGAUCUAUUUGGACGCAGACAUCCAAGUUUACGACAACAUAGAUCAUCUCUUCGACCUCCCCGACGGCUACUUCUACGCAGCGAUGGACUGCUUCUGCGAGAAGACAUGGAGCCACUCUCGACAGUACUCCAUCGGUUACUGUCAGCAGUGCCCCAACAAGGUCGCAUGGCCUGCAGACAUGGGAUCCCCUCCUCCAUUCUACUUCAAUGCCGGCAUGUUCGUCUCUGAACCAGCUCGAUCGACUUACGAAACACUACUCGAAACUCUCAGGAUAACUCCUCCAACUCCCUUUGCAGAGCAGGACUUCUUAAACAUGUUUUUUGAGAAAAUCUACAAACCAAUUCCACUCGCUUACAAUCUGGUGUUGGCCAUGCUGUGGCGUCACCCUGAGAAUGUCAAGCUUGAGGAUGUCAAAGUAGUUCACUACUGUGCUGCAGGUUCAAAGCCAUGGAGGUACACAGGGAAGGAAGCUAACAUGGAUAGGGAGGACAUCAAGAUGUUGGUAGCAAAAUGGUGGGAUAUCUACAAUGACGAGGGACUUGAUUUUAAAGCAGAAGAUGUUGCCGCAGGAGGAGAGAGCUAUUUGAAGACUUUCUCCAUCAAGUCGGUCACGUCAGAAAACAAAGUAAACUACAUCUCUACGCCCUCUGCUGCCUAGUUACCACAAGAGAAAGGAGGGAAACACAAAAAAGAUAUACUAUUUUAAUUAACUAUUGUAGCAUGCAUUUGGCCUUCUACUCUGUUCUAGUAGAUGUUAAGUAGCCUUCAUCGCUCAAUUCCUGGGGAUCCUAGUGUUUUGGCUGUUUUUGAUACCUUCAAAUAUUGAGGAUGCUGAUUGCUCAGCUUGUACCAAGCUUUGGAUUCCCUGUCAAUCACUAGCUUAUAUAAUUGGAAUUUGUGUCGUUGCGGAAA
Molecule: messenger RNA, 1481 nt
Organism: Zingiber officinale
Lineage: Eukaryota; Viridiplantae; Streptophyta; Magnoliopsida; Zingiberales; Zingiberaceae
Product: galactinol synthase 1-like
Exons: 5
Coding region: 1-1227 (408 amino acids)
Molecular function (GO): glycosyltransferase activity
Source: RefSeq, a predicted model, not a curated record